CCACAACCGAUUGCUUCCUCAAACCAUUCGCAAAAAGCCCUACGAGCACUCUUCACGUACUUAUCAGCCUGACUCAUCCUCAGAAUUCUAGCCCGCCAGAUAUACAUCUCAAACAAACCAUUACAACCACCAAGCCCUCUCCUCCGACGAGCGCCUGUCCGCUGUUCAAUCUAAUCCCGCCCCCCCACAAGAAACAAGCCAACACUCACACUCACUUCCACACCUUCACCCCUUUUUCCAGAACCAGAACCACAAUGUCUACACCAACUCAGCUCCAUCCAGAACAGCAACAGCAACAACAGCCACAACCCCAAGAACCACAACCCAACCCACAACAACAAGAAGAACAAAAAGACCACCUCCCCCCGCACCUAAACCCCCUCACCUACCCCCGCACAACCACCAACCCAACCCUCAACACCCACAUCACCCUAACCUACGACCCCCUCGACGCCAACGCCGCCUUGGCCAAAGUAUCCUCGCCGCAGGCCGGCGCCAACGUCCUCUUCCUCGGCACCACGCGCGACACCUUCGGCGACCGCGCGGUCGCGCAGCUCAGCUAUACGGCGUACCCGCCGUUGGCGCUGAAGACGCUAGUCAAGAUCGCCGAGAACGCAGUCCAGAAGCACGGGCUGCUGGGGGUGGUGAUCGCGCACCGGCUGGGGGAUGUGCCGAUUGGGGAGAGCAGUAUUGUGAUUGCGGUGAGCGCGGGCCAUCGGGGCGCGGCGUGGCGGGCGGGCGAGGAGGUGCUGGAGCUGUGUAAGGAGAAGGCGGAGAUCUGGAAGCGGGAGGUGUUUGUCGAUGGGGCCGGCGAGUGGAGGGAGAAUCGGGAGAGGGAUCGCGAAGGGAAUUUGGUGGGGUGA
This is a messenger RNA of Aspergillus homomorphus CBS 101889, 863 nucleotides long. Its product is annotated as molybdopterin synthase catalytic subunit. NCBI's taxonomy places the organism in Eukaryota, Fungi, Ascomycota, Eurotiomycetes, Eurotiales, Aspergillaceae. Bases 255 to 863 code for a protein of 202 amino acids. The record is from RefSeq and is a predicted model, not a curated record. Gene Ontology annotation, cellular component: cytosol. Gene Ontology annotation, molecular function: molybdopterin synthase activity. Gene Ontology annotation, biological process: Mo-molybdopterin cofactor biosynthetic process. The transcript has a single exon.